Messenger RNA from Spirodela intermedia, 12580 nucleotides. Lineage: Eukaryota; Viridiplantae; Streptophyta; Magnoliopsida; Alismatales; Araceae. The record is from the annotation of a GenBank genome assembly.
AUGCACCAUCCUCUCAACCCAGUAAGGAAAGCUUCGUCAUAUAAUCUUGGGAUGGCGGCCGCUUUGUGUUUCCUUGCCGUACUCAACACCUUCGUCUUCCGGGAGCUACUCGAGAUUUCUGAAGAGGAAUCCGGGUUGCCCGGAGCCGGCCCCCACGAACGGGCGCCUCGAAAGUGGAGAGAGAGAUAAUCUAUACCAUUCAGGAGUAUUGUCGUAAUUUUACAAAAUAAAAUGAUUACCAGUUGACUGUAAGAUUGACGUCAUCAUCAUCCUUGUAGAAGAGUAGUAUCUUAAGUCUAUUUGAAAUGGCACACGGUGAUAUGGUCUUAUUGUUUGUCAUAUUAACUGUUAGACAUGAAAGUUCAAUUAGCUAACUUCUUAUAGGUUAGUCAGGUUGUGUAAAUUUAUAUAUUGUUUCGAGUACAGUAAGAAAGUCACUAUCGCGUCAUUUAUUGAUGAAGGUGACUAUACCAAAUAUUGACUUGUGAUCUCUCAAAAUUCUUCAUUACCUUGUUGGUAGAUUUAAAAAGAGUUCAAUUCCUUCUCACAACUACGAAUAUCAAGUUUUUUUAUCACUUCCUAUUAUUUUCUUCAAUGGAAUACGCGAAGGAUUAAUGCUCUUUGUAAGCUUCAAGAAGUAACAUAAGAUUAUUCCAACAUGCAACUAUUAUUUUUAUGAAAGCCGAGGGGGUAAUCAUGCAACUAUUAAAGCUUAACAUACAAGGGUUAAUAUUAGAUGGUACUAGCACUAUACUAAAUCUUAAGGCCAUGAUAUUUGUCUUUAAAAGCUAGUUGUUCAAAAUUCUACUUCCUUCCCCACACAAUGAUAACAUAAUUUGGACCUGACCCAAGACAUGUCAACAGGCAUAAAUCAUCCUCUGUGAUGGCAUUGAGCUGGAGUCCCCUGAGUUUGCAGAUGUGACGUUCCAAUACUUUCGAAACUUCUCUCUCUGUUGAUGACUUUCAUUUUGUAAAUCCUACUUCCUACGGAGGGCUUCUAAGACUAUUACCAUAUCCUCUUUUUGAAAGUCUCAAAGCGGGAUGAUCCUCUCUCUUUGGAUGGGCGAUUAAUGUAUUCUUUUGUAGCUAAUAAUGCCAAUAUUGACAUAGUAUAAUUAAUGCAAGUUGGGACAAUAAAAUUUUGAUAGAACUCUUUGGUGCAUGUGACGAAAAAAUUCUUGGUAAAAAAUCUUUAAAACCCAAGAACACAUAAUGGGCGAUGGGCAAUGCCUUGGGUGUUGGAAGAAGGGGAAGAUAACCGGACCUAGGUGAUCAUGUCGAGCAGUGCUUCUCCACUUCUCGAGGCACUCGUCUGUGGAGCACCGAGACGACUUAUAGCGUCAGAGCUGCAUCUCAGUUGAGGUACGCAAAGGGAGUCACAAAGCUGCUGCUGUCUUGAGAACAGACAAUGAAGCUUUCCUUGCUUGGUCAAGAGGAGGGCUGAUGCAAGACUCCAUGGGGCCCCCUUCCCUCACUUUCAGCCAGGUGGCUUCAUCUACGCAUGGUGGCCAUCUUUUACUACCUUCUCGCUAUCUGGAGUAGUCCCUUGGCGCUGAUCACGGUGGCUGAUGGGAAGGGCUUUCUUGGAAAGGUAAAAUCGUAAUUGGUUAUGUGACCAUGUUCUCCAUUUGGCUCUCUCCUCUCUUCCAUCUUCAAGAUUGGGUGAUGGAAAGAAGAAGGAAUUUAGAAACAGAUAUGAGCAACAACUAUUUUUACUAUGGGACAUCUUAUGAUUUUUAUAUCAAUUUAUUCUCCGUUAAUGCAUUUCGCAUUGGGUAGAUCUUUUGUCUUUCAAUUCUUCUGGAUGAAUAAAUAGAAGCUUUGAAUUACUAGACAGUCUUUACGUAUGCAAUGCAACUCUGAGAGCGUAAGGUGCUAAUAUAGGUUGAGAUGGGUUUACACACUACUCUGCCAGGUGCCUGACCAGUAGGACCAUCAUUGUCUUACCAAGCAUCGUGAUAUAGAUCGGUUGUAUCGGACUCGAGUCGCAUUGACAGGAGAUAGACAAUCAAGACUGACAUCCAAGUUGUUCAAGGGUUAUGACGACUGGGGUCGACCUAGUAGAAUAAUACUAAGCCCAAGAUAAUGGCAUUUUGCGUAAUGACACAAUGGCACUUGAGAUCUGACCUUACCUUAGGUGAAGGUGGGAGAUCACUUGGGCGAUCUCCUAGUUGACAAAGUUGCUGCAUCCCGAUGGGCAAAGAUGUGACUUAACGACGGGUGGGGCUGAAAAUGAGGAACACAAGAAGGCUCCAUUGCUAUUGGUGGGAUGGUUGUAGUAAUGUAUAGGCGGUGGGCCCUAUUGAAAGGACGUCCUCCUUCCUCCGUCCAAUAAUGAUUGCACGACACUGGGGGUCCAUUAGAUUGAAGUUCUUCUGCAUUAUACUCAUCAUCAGGAAAGUAGGAUUACAGAGUGGGGAGAGCAUCUGGGGCAAAUGGCAUCCGAGGACUUUGUAACUGAUGGAUUACAUGGAGGAUACCCUACAUGGGCUGGAAACUAGGCUUCCUGAGCAAUCACAUCUCCAACAACCAUAGAUUCAAUAAUUUUGAAACCCAACACUCUUAGUGUCUAUUUGCAUGCCAAACCACAAGGGAAUAAUUCUUGAAGAGGACUUAAUUAGGCUGUUGGUCAGGAUUCUCUUUUGAUCAAAUCUUGUUAGUCACAUUUUUCAAUAAUUUAAAAAAUAAUCCUUAAUUUACUUUAUAGGGCAACAUCAUUAUAAUGAAUAGAAAUGAUGUUACUAUCUCUAUUUUCUCUUGUUGUUUAACAAGUGAUUAAAAAUCUAAAAAUGAUUUGUAAAUCAUGUGGACAUUUCUACAUGUUUCCAGAUAAUCAUGUUUCUAAAGUAAGCAUUAAUUAGAAUUAAUAUUAAACUCCAGUUUAUGCAUCUUUUUAAAAUAGAUCACAAUGUAGCAUUACUAUAUCAUGUUCAAGGACUCAAUAUUUUCUCAUCAAUUCAAAUAAAAUUACAUUGCACAGAAGUGUACUUGAAAUGACUUAGUAGUUGUAUAAUAAAUCACAUAAAUUUAAAAUUAUCAAUUUAAUUUUUAAAAAUAUUUUAGAAUUAAUUAAUUAAUUACAAUUCAAUAAAAUGUUUCAAAAAUAGUGGAUAAUUUUAAAGUUGAUCAUAGGGAUGUAAGAUAAUAUUAGAUAAUAUUUCAGAAUUUUUCUAAAGAAAUAUAAUUUUUUACAAUUUUUAUACUAAAUGAUGAUUAUAAAAUAUAUUUAAAAAUUCACAAAAAAUAGAAAUAAGGGUACGGACAUAAAAAUGAUGUUAGUGCCCCGACGAAUAUGAAUUAGGAUGAAAUAGAGUUCUACUAGAUGAUUCUUACAUAAGCGAUUACAAAUGACUUAAUUGGUCAAAUUCAGAUUUGUAAAAGUCAGAAGAAUUAUAAUUAAAUGAAGAAUAGUUUCAAAGCUUGAAAUCACACAAAGUAUUACUAAAUAAAGUAAAACUUCAGUUGAAAGUAGGAAAUGUAGAAUUUUGGCCUUGUGAUAGUAAUUGCUAGAAUUUUGAAUGUUUUGAAUAAUUAUUGUGUAAUGUUUGUGACCUAAAAGGCUCUCUUUUAAUAUUGACAACUUAUACAUUUGUUGAAUCUAUUUUUAAAACUAAAAAAUGAUGAUGAAAGUUAAACUAGUUAAAAUGGUAAAUAGAGUUUAGACAUUGAGGUGAUAAUAUGUCAACAAUAUGUCAGAAUCUUGAAUAUUCAAGAGGAUUGUCAUGUAAUAUUCAUAGCCUCAAAUGCUCUCCUUAAAUAAAGAUAAUGUGGGUAAUCUCUAGAUUUUCUUGUAAAAUUUAUAAAUCAAUGAAAUUAAUUGUUGAGUCAUCUCUAGUGGUUGUUACCUAGUGGAGUGGAAAAAUAGUGACUUUGUAGUUCUUCAAUAACUAUCACUCAAUGAAGAUGAGUUAGAUGGAGGUAAGACCUAUCUUAAAGAGUUUCAUCUUCAAGUCUAUGUAGUAAGAAGAGACUUUUCAUUGCAUUUGAUAUGCUCUCAUGAGGUGGCAACUUGUCUUUCGACGGAUCAUCUUCUUUCCAACAAUGACUUAUUUAUUAAUCAAUCAGAGAUGAUUUACUCGAUAGAUUUGUAAAUUUUUUAUCUAGAAUCAUUCAAUUUUUUUAAUAAAGAUACUCUACAGAUCGCAUUGACGAGAUUUUUGUUGAUGAUUGAGUGAUUUUGAUAUUUUAAUUGUUCAAUAGAAAUCUAUAAAAAAAUUAUGAUUUAGUCAAAUAAAAAUAUGAGUUUUGACUUUGAUAGGAUUCGAACCCUCAUUAGUUGCCUGCUUACAUGAGAGAAAGUGAUAUAAAAUAUGUGAAUACUCUUAUAAAGUGACAUCAUAAAGGUAUUUUUUUUGGAUAAAAAGAGAUAUUUUAAAUAUUAAGAUUAAUAAAAUCUUCUAGGAGAUUGUGACCAUUGGUUUAAUCCCACAUCAAUUAUAUAUUGAGUUUUGAGGUGGAUAUAUAGUAAUACAAAAUUCUAUAUUCAAUGUUUCCCUUUCUCGUGUGUAUACAACCACUCCUUGCCUCACAUCUAACUAGCCACUAGUGAUGUGAAGGGGUAGUGACACACGUGUCCCUUACUAGUCUAUCCUUAACCAUUCAAGCCCUUACUUAGUUUCGCCUGAUUGUGCUUUUGACCCACUUGUAGACUCGGCUGGCUGGUGGGUUCUUCAUUUUCUAUAUUUUGAUUUUCUUUUAUUUUUCUUCAUUUAUCUAAAAAAUAUGAUUAUAAAACUUCACAUAAAUUCACAUAAUUAACCAAAAAAUCAUAUUAACCAACUAAAAAUUACUUUUGAAAUUUUAACAUAAAUAUAAGUCUAUUUAUUAUGAGUUAAGGCUUUAUAUAUAUUAUUAAUUAAUUAUUAACUUAUGAUAAUGAAUACUUAUCAAUACUCUUCAUAAUUUAUAAUUAUUAUCUUGGUUCAUAAAAUCUAGAUAAAGGAGAUAUAAUCGUAGAAAAUUUCAAGAUAAAUUAUUAUCUCAACUCAUAAGACUCUAUAAUGAAAUAAAUUUAUUAAGAAUAUAUAACUUAUGAUUUAAACUUUGAUCUAUCUUGUUAGUAAUAAUAUGACUUCAAUCUCUUUGUUUCCUAGUAUGUUUCUAGAAAUUAGAUUGCAUUGGGGGAAUUGGAAGAUAACAUUACUUAUUUGGUGUGAAAUGGAGGAAAAAAAUUGAGUGGGAUAUAAAUCCAAUACCAUACCUUAUUUCAAAGGCUACAAGUGUUAAAGAUCUCAAAUAUUGAUGAGGACAAGAGUUUGAGAUACUUGUACUUUUACUAAUAUUUUGUGAAUAUUACACCAAGAUACUUGCAUUUGUAGGAACUGAAUAAUCUUUUAGUCCAUUUGCUACUCUAAUGGUAACAAAACUGCAAUUGGAUUGCAUAUGGGGCAAUCACUCUAGUAUUGAAGAUUAUUGGCUCUAGCCUACCAAAUAGUAAUCAAGGUUUUGUCAUUGUCUCAACAACUUUACCGUUACUAGUCCAUAAAACAGCAAUAAUGCUGCUAUCAAACCUCAUCAAAUUUAUUAGCUUUAGUUCAGUAGAGAAUAAUUACAACAUUGUCAAAAGUCUGACCAUAGUGAAAUCAAUUGAUAUGGUUAUUAGUUGUAAUGAUUUGUUGUCUUCCUUGAUGUAGCUUAAGUAAGCUUUAUCCAUUUGUUCAACUAGUUAGAACCUUCCUUUGAUAACUUGUGUGGCUUUCAACCUUGGAGGCAACCUCAAUCUUGAACAUCUUGAUACGUGCUAGUUUUUUAUUUUUUUUGGUCCUCAAUUUUCUUGUAGGCUUAUAUGGACUACUCUAAGGGUGUAUGUAGACAUUGUGGCUCUCCCUCUCCUUUUUCCUCUAAUGUAAGAAAAAAAUCUCUUCUUAUAAGUUGAGAUUUGGGGAGUGUAAUAGUCAUUUAUAAUGGCUAUUAACUAUUGUAACUAUGACCAUUAGUUAUCACAUCAAUGUCUGUAAUAUAACUUCUCAAAAUAUUCUUUAUUUUUUCAAAAUUGAUAAAAAAAAAGCAGAAAAAUCAAUUUUUGAUGGACUACACUCUUAUUUCACUAUACUUAUGAUAGAAAUUGAGGCCAAUUUUAAUUUUUUUUUCUUGAUUAAUCAAGUGUUAGGUUGUUCAUAUACUCUUUUAAAGCACAAGAUCAUUUCGGAAUUUGAUUGCUAAAUAUUAUCAUAGUUGUCACAGUUAGGUUAGUCAUAAAAACACUCUAUUAAUUCACUAUGGUAGUUUCAUUAUUUAGGUUGCUAUGGGUUGAUCUAAAUUGAGUGGAAUUUCUAACAUUCAUUGAUUGAGUAUUCUAAUCAUGCAUUCAAAUUGAUUUCAGAAAAUUCAUCUGAAUAUUAAAUCAACUAAUCCACUAUGGGUAAAUGCAUUUUUAAUUAAAUAUUAUAAUCAACAUGCUAAUUGAAUAUAAAAAAUAGAUAUCAAGGUUAAAAUUUUUAAUCCAUGAUCACUAAAAGAAUUUUGAAUUUUAUUUUAGAAUAAAUAUUCUAAUUAAAACUCAAUGAAAUUCUCUAAUGAUUAAAAUAUUUAAAAUAUAAUUGUUAAAUGUAUUCUGAAUUUAAUAUUAUAAUCAAUAUUGGAAUUAAUGUGAGUGCAACAUUAAACUAUAAAUUUUGAGUUAUAAUGAUUAAAACUUCUUAUUUAUGCAUUGAAUUAAAAUUUUAAAGUGUAAUGAAGAAAGAGUUAAUUUACAAUUAAUAAAAAUAUCCAAAAUAGUUAAAAUCGGGUCGAUAAAUCUUUAAAAUUUCUCAUUGUCAAAACCAAGAUUCCAAUAGACCUAAUGCUUAAGAGUUUGAAUUUGAGUCAACAUAAUUCAAUCUAAUAGAUCACCCCCACAAUUGUACUUUAUGCCACUUACAAGGAUUGUCCUUCUUUUUUAAUUUAAGUUUCUGCACUGUUGAAUGCUUGCUUUCAACAUAUAUUGUCCUACCACUUUUUUGUAUUAUUGGUUUCAUUUUCUGCAGAUGGCUUAAAAACAUUCGUUUACUUUCCUACAACUCAUGCAAAUGAUCAACAUGUGAAAUGUUCUAAUGUUUGUUAAUGGAAACUUGUUUAAAUAUGAGCUUUUAACAUUUUUUCCAUUAGGUAGCUAAAUAACAAAUUGGUGCUGGCCUUUGACCGUAUUUAUAGCUUGAGACUUUUUUCUACAUGGAUGCCUCAUGAGGAUAUCUUAUAGUUAAUGUAAUGUUAUGUAAUUAUUGUAUAAUAUACUAUAAACGAAAUCAGUGUCAAUAUAUUUCAUCACCACCAUUUCCUAAGAUUCAUUAUAAUUUAAUAAAAAUAAAAUAAUGUAGCUAGUUCUAAUAGUAUAUGAUAAUGAUGUAUUGCCAUUUGACUUCGUUCUAAGCCAUAUUUGGAUAUAAAAGUAUUGUUAAUAUCCUACAUGAGUGAUUUUAACUGAUCCUUGAAUGUAAAGCUCUAGAUGGCUAAAAUUUGCUUGAAAAGUUCAUCAAAACUUGCACUACUAAGAAACACAAACUGAUAGGAUUGCCUCUUUCUUUUUCCUUCUAAUGGUUUGUUUACUCAUAAUAUUAAAUACAAGUGUAACUAGAUGCCUCAUAUAAAAUUAUAUGAGUCUACUUCACAUAAAGCUAUUUGAUUUUUGAGUUAGACGACUCAAUUAUUGAUCACUAUACAACACUACUAAGUUAUUCUUAUGUGACACAAAAUCAGUCAUUUUGUCCACAUGUAUGUGAAUGGAGAUUUUUUGAUAGCCUUAGAUUGAAAGUAGAUACUCUUAAAUGUGAUGUCCUACUUUACUCAUUAUUUGCUACUUGUGAAUUGGAUAGUCACCGGUUGAUGAGUUAAGGUUUAUAAUUUCCUGAUUAAUUCUGUAAAAUGAGGUGUAUUCCACAAGUCACCCACAAGUCAAAGCACAUAAGAUAAAAAGGGAAAAUGUUAUUUAAUUUUUUUCUCAGAAAACCCUCAAUAAUAAUAUGUAAUCUAUGAGCUCAAGGAAUGAGUUAUUUUUGCAAUAGGUUUUGAAUGCCAAAAUAAGGGUUUAGAAUUGUAGUCAGAUCGUGGAAGUAUUGAAGCCUAUGUAUGUCAGAUAGUAAAAAUGAAAUCUUACAUAAAUAUCAAAGAGAAUGAGAGAUAUCAGACAUCAAUAGGAGACAUGCAUGACUAUAGAAGUACAUACCUUUUGACAUAUUUUAAUUGAUAAUGAUAUCAUUUUUAAUGCAUGCUGGUGUAAGUAUAGUGAAACUAUGUUAACAAUGAUGCAAUGAUCAAGAGGGGAAACAAAAAAUUGUUAGAUAGCUGAUGGGUACUACUUUAGAGGAAACAAUACAUUUGUUUUCACACAAAUAUUCUCUUUGAACUAAACUUUGAUGUGUUCGGCAUUCCUUAUUUGGACAAAUGUAAGUAAACUUAAUAAAGAGGAUGUUUACUUAAGUUGCCAUAGACAUGCUCCAAUGUUUCACUCUAAAUGUUAAGAACGGGAAAAAUCAUGAGCUUCAAACAAUUACAUCAUGUAGGUACUUUUGAUCAAUUGUAAUUAUUAAGUUUUUCUUCAAUGUAGCUUUUAUGUCACGUGGGAUGGUGUUGAAAGGGCUUGGCCGAGUUUGAAGUUAUUGGUAGGGGCGCAACAAAAUGGUUUCACACUUUUUUUAUUUCAAUGUUUUUUUUUCUCCAAAACCAUGUUAUCCUUCCCUAAGGGCGACAAGAGGUGUACAUGUAUUCUUACAUUUUCAAAUAGAAGAUUUUUUUGAGAAAUCUCUUUUUUUUAAAAAAAUCUUUUUACACUGGUCCAUGUAUUAUGGAAGAAUUCAUUUUUUUACAUUUAGUCAUUGGCAACAUAUAUGGAAUCAUUCAUAAUGCUUUGGAGUUUUAACUAUUUAUACAGUAGAAGAUGUCCAAAUCUUAGGCAUUAUGAAUAGUACGUGGGAUGUGUCCUGAAAAAUCAUCUUUGAAUACACAAAAAAAGUGUCAUGAGUUAUCUUUUAUAAGACACUCAUGCUAUGGUCUCUAUUGUAUGUAUGCUAUAGUCAAAUUUCCAUAAAUAUUGACUUUUAAUUAGAGAGCUGGUAUAAAUGGGAGAAAAUAAUAAUGAAACUUAUUUCUAACAAGUAUCUAAAUGAUAUUUAAAUAAACGUUUUACAUUUGAGGUACUAUAUUUAUAAAUUCCUCAUUAAAUAAUCACAAAUAAUUUUUAUGAUUUCAAGCUCUUCUUUCCAACCUUUUUGAGUUUGUCUCUAGGGAUGAAUUCAUAAGUCUUGAAAUUUUCUUAAAGAAUGUGAAAAAUAGUGUUAACAAUAGUAGUAUAAAAUUCAAAAGUGUUGUACCCAUCUAUUUACAUUUGAAAGCAAUUUCCAUUUGCUCUAAAUAUUGUCGCUGAUAUCAGCCAUCAUGAAGCUCAUUGUGCUCUUGAUGCAUUCAUUUGAUUUAGUAUCUUGAGUUUUCAUUUUUUCAGCUGAUGACUUAGUUUACAAUACUUUAAAAUUUAAAUAAAGCUAUAUUCAAAUGAAAGUAUGAUCAUAUUGUAGUGGUCAAUAUACAAUUACAACAACUGGAAACUGAUUUCAGACAUUUAAUUUUGCUAAAGUCAACUGAGUUCCUUUCAGUAGGAAAAAGAGUAUGACGGUACAACAGAAAUUUAACUUGUUUUAUAUAUUUAUUCAAUUAGAAGGUCGAUUAUGAGAUCAUAUAAUUUUUAAGAUUUCAACGAUUUUCACUUCCAAGAUCAAGAAUAACGUUUUUUUAAACUUCAUGAAGAAUGCAUAAAAAAAACUUAGAUAAAUAAUAAUCUGAAGAGUUCAAUGAAAAUUCUCAACGAAAAAAUGAAAUAACUCAAAUAGGUAAGGUAUAAAUAACAUCAAAUUGAUUGUAUACUUAUAAAGAAUACGUAACGAAUGAUUCUUAAGAGAUAAAGUCUAUUUUAUUACUGAAAUCCUAAAAAAAGUAAAUUUUGAUUCAGCAAAAUAAAUGAGGUUAUAUGUAAAAUUUGUCAGACUGAUUAAAUUCCAUGUUCAUUUAGUCUGGCCGGAAAUAAACUCCUCUAUCAUUCUUCAGAUUGAAGAAAAGACGAAGCUUUCGGGAAGAUUUUUCUCGCUACGUCGAGGCAAAGCACAGUCAUUAAUCCAGACAUCGAGAAACCAGAGCAUCCGUCCACACUACUCGCUCUGGCGUAGCUCUCUCCGCUACUGAUGUACAGCUCAUUCAACUCUUUAUCUCUCAUACUAGUGUCUCCGUACAUACCACGUGCAAAGUGUUGAACUGCAAACCAUAGAUGGACCUCCAUUCUUUGUUGAGAUUCUUGUCGAUGUCAACCUUGUCUUUCGCUCAUGUCCCACACUCUCUCUCAGCUUCUGAUCCAUCUUUUUUACAUCUACCAACUUAAUGGCUUUCAGCUGCAGGGUGGGGUCUCCUCUUUGGCAGGAACAGGUAAAAGAGGACCCAACUAUGGGAGAGAUACCGGAUGGGAUGGCAGUAGGGCAGUUAAAUGAGGAUGCAAUAUUCGUGGUGCUACUUAAGCUCCUUGCAUCCUUGCAUCCUUGCAUCCUUGCUGAGAGAGUGAGAGAGUGAGUGAGUGAGUGAGUGAGUGAGUGAGUGAGUGAGAGAGAGAGAGAGAGAGAGAGAGAGAGAGAGAGAGAGAGAGAGAGAGAGAGAGAGAGAGAGAGACCGCGGUCUUAGAAUCUCCUCGAAAAUGAACUAAGGGAGGCUGCAGGCUGCGCGAAAAGGCUGAAAUGGCAAACUUCAUCACUAUCGAGUGUCAUUUAUUGGAAUAUCUCCCCUCUAAUGUCUUGCAUGGAAGGCAGAGCUUUUCAAAACGGCAGCGGCUAACUCCGAAUUGAAGGGCCCAAAAAGCUAGGUGUAAGACCUGGCUGUUUUUUCAAGCUUACGGACUGAACAAUAAAGAAACACACGUUGAUCCAGCGGUGGGGACAUGCCAAAGAUCAUUCAUUCACCAUUGAAUUCUACAACUUGAUAGCUGAAAACUACUAAGCGCCGAAGUCCAACAAUGACUAGAGGUUCUUCUCAUGUAACGAAAAGCGACUUGAAACGUCAAUUAAUUCACUUAGUUUUGCCAUUUUUAUCAAUUGGAAAAACUAUUUCUAAUUGGGAGAACGGAUGAAUUGAUCAAAAUCUUAAGGAUUAUGAGAAAGGAAUAAACUGAAAGAUCUAAGGAAUUAUUCACGAAUUAAAUGAAUCUACAUGCGCGCUGCAAAAACUCUGUUCAACUUACGCGUUGAUCGUCUUUGUAUGAUCUGCUUUAUUAUAUUGAAUAUUAUUUUCCUAUGUACCCAUAAGCAAAUUUGAGGUUAAGUGAAACUUCAAAAAAGGGAUUUGACAUGCCUCCCACAUCAAAAACUUAGAAGCGAUCUUUCUUCACCAACCUGUGAAUCUAGCUGUCACCUAGCUAGAUACCUCUAUGGCGAUGAAGUGGUCGCACCUGCCGUAAGAACCCGACGUUUGGUCGCCUAACUUGGACGAGUACGGCCACACGAUCACGGUACUCAGCCCUCCGUUUCUCAUUUUGGCAGGUAAUGCGGCAGGACAGCCAGGGUUCUAACAGGAUCCCCUUUGGUCAGGAACACUCCUCGCCUCUGCCGACCGCAUCCUUUCGCCUUCAAGCCGCCGCCUCCACAUCAAGAAGUCGGAGUGUCAUCCAAAGAUGAAUAUUCUCCACUCCGCGGCGGGAAGUACUAACCGGGGCCAGAUCCUGUACGGUCACCAUGCGGUGGUGCUGUACAGUUAUUGUAUCAUAACUUGUAAUUAACAUGCAAGAUAAUAUUUUCACUAAACGAAUUCGAUCGACGGUCGAUAUCGUUGCCCGAUGGACCGAAAGACCAAGGGGAUGACUGGUGAGAGCUUCCUCUGAUCCCACCAUCCAGAUGCGAACAACGCCGUUUUUCGUCCAUUCUGCGUACAGCGACAAAUAGUACAUGCGCGGAAGGCCGCUCAUAGUGUCUACGGUUGCUCAGUGACCCCACCCGCGCGCCGGCGAUUGUCAUACCGCUCGACAGUUGGUAACGCGGUCGCGUUCGUUGGCUCCAUCAGGAACGGCGAAGUGUGCUCGCGGGGGGCAGUGGGGUCUCCCUUUGGAUGCUAGCGAGUUGAAUGAUUUGGAUCCUGUUUAGCGGUCGAGCACAACGACAGUGACGGAUCAAUGGCUGUCGUCCUGGACUGUCUAUAUCGUUGGGGUGAAGUGAACUCUGUCAAGCUGUGUCCCAUGGUGAAACAUGUUCUCUGGGGUGUAAUGUUAGAACGGUACCAAAAUACAAAGAACAAACUGCAGUUUGUAAUGGAAUAUGUGAAUUAAACGUAUACGAAUAAGUUUAAUUGCUUCGGUUUGAUCCUCUUAUAGUCUAUUAGAUCAUCACACUUCGCCAUUGUUCCUAGUAAACCCUAUGAGUUGAAGAUGUAUGCCUGCUAUACACCUGAUGAUUUCGGUUUCAGUAUAAGGUUACAUAUUCUUUUCCAUGUAUUUACGGAGGUACGACAUCCAUCAAAGCCUCAGUUCUUACAACUGGUGCCGCAUUUGAACUGGUCAAACGCUGAUUCUGAUUUGUCAUUUGUCCCUCCCUCCCGCGUCGUUGAACGACCCAACGCAAGCUGCAGCUGGACUGAUCUUGAUUAA